Molecule: messenger RNA, 1533 nt
Organism: Vicia faba (fava bean)
Lineage: Eukaryota; Viridiplantae; Streptophyta; Magnoliopsida; Fabales; Fabaceae
Source: the annotation of a GenBank genome assembly
AUGGAAAAAUUAAAACAAAGAAAAGUGAUAUCUGAAAAAGAAGAGGAAGAUUUCAUCAGCAAGCUUCCUGAUGUACUUUUAUCUUGUAUCAUUUCUUUACUCCCAUUCGUAGAAGGUGUGAGAACUAGUGUGCUUUCAAGACGUUGGGAAACAGUGUGGAAAUACUCAUCUCACCUUGAUUUUGACCAAGGGAAAAUGUUGAAGCCUUUGAUCGACAAAUACAUUCAAACUUCUGAUCCAACUACACGCCUUAAAAUGGCUAUGUGUCGCAAGAUAUCUCCCGGAGAUGAGCGAUAUUUUGAUACAAUUGCUGAAGCAGCCAUGUUGAUUACAUCAAUUAUGGACAAUCACAUUGGUCCUUUGAAAAGUUGUAGUAUUCGACAUUUAGUUGAGAGUUGUGCAAGUGGGGAUGUUGUUGGGUGGAUGAGAAAGCUUUUGGAGAAAGAGGUGCCAGAGGUUUCAGUGGAACUUGAAUGCUUUGAUUAUUUUCGCUUGAUAAAUGAUAUAGUCUUAAUGGAAGUUGGAUGCACCCUCAAUAUUCCUUUUGAAGUUUUCUCUAAUUUUAAGGUUUUUAAGUUGAAGAACUAUAGAUUCACACCUACACAUUUCUCAAACUCUUCUCAGGUCUUACAGACUCUUACUCUUGACAAUCUGGAUAUUAAACCAAACAAUUUUCAAGAUAUCCUAUCUCACUGCUCCUCUCUUGAAAACCUUAUCAUUGCUAGAUGUGAUUCAUUAGGAGUCAAUGUUAAGAUUGAUAGUUUGACUAUUAAAUAUCUCAAAAUUCAUGAUAUGAUCGUGCAAAACCUUUUGAUCUCUGCUGUUAACGUUGAAAUUGUAGAGAUUGACUCCAUUAUUUGUGAUAUUGGAGAAAUAAUUUUUGAGACCCCAAAACUUCAGGUUCUCCAUGCAUUUAGUGAUUUGGAAAAAUCUAAACACUUUUUGUCUCUUUAUGGAAAUAUGGUUUUAGGAACAACGGAUAUCCAUAAAAGAUACCGUGCAUCGGGUUACCGAGGUUCAAGCAUGGGAAGUAUAUUUCAAAAUCUGGUUACCCUUUCCCUGGAUUUAGAUUUGGAAAAAAGUAUUAAUUUAAUAGCUCUCUAUUCUGCCCUGAAGUUCUGCCGCAGACUGAUGAAUCUUGAAAUUAAUAACAAGGUAAACUUGGGCAAAGAAAAUGAGACAUAUGAUGAGAAUACCGAUGAUUCUAUGUCGUACGGAGAAUAUAUGUUUUGGCAAAAAAUGGAGCCAUGUGAGUGUAUUAAUAACCAACUAAAGUUUGUCCGUAUAAAGGGAUACAAAGGUGGAAAAUUUGAAUAUGAAUUUGUUAAGUACUUAAUAACAAAUAGCCAAGUUAUAGAGAAUAUUAUCCUCUGGUUUGUGGAUGACUCUUCAUGGGUUGAAGUUGUUGCAACUAUAUGUUUAUUAUCAUAUCCAAAAAUUUCUUCUAAAUUAUCCAUUGAUCUCAAGCCUGGACCGGAGUAUAAGAAAAAGUAUGGAGAUAACUUUGAAAAGUGGGUUACAACUCUAAAAUAA